Molecule: messenger RNA, 4885 nt
Organism: Coccinella septempunctata (seven-spotted ladybird)
Lineage: Eukaryota; Metazoa; Arthropoda; Insecta; Coleoptera; Coccinellidae
Gene: cyst
Product: rho guanine nucleotide exchange factor 18
Exons: 24
Coding region: 455-4654 (1399 amino acids)
Biological process (GO): regulation of Rho protein signal transduction
Molecular function (GO): guanyl-nucleotide exchange factor activity
Source: RefSeq, a predicted model, not a curated record
GCCAAUGGCGAAGCAACAGUUGUCUUGUUGUCAAAACUUGGAUUAUUAUUGUGAUUGUUGAUUUAGUUUGAAAGAUGUUAAUUUUUGUUAAAUGACAAGAAUCGGACUGCCCUUUAUGAUACGAUUCAUUUUUUAGGUCAAUCAGUUCAAACGUUAAUUUUUUCGUUUGUUUACUAACAUGGUGAUAUUUACAAACAUCAGAUUCCUCAAUUGUAUUUUAUAGUAUAAUAUUUUACAUUUAAGUGAAGUGGAUUUUAUGUCUUAUGUGAAAAUUAUGGAGAAUCCUUCCUCAAGAAAUACACUUCAUUUUUCCUCUGUGUAUGGCUGAUCUCAGGAGAAAACUUCUUAAAGUGGCCUGAUCAUAACAGAUGAGUGUGGUGGAAGCGGCGGUGAGGCAGACAGCGACGAAGACAUUGUGACAGAGUACCAAGUGGCUUCCGUUGUCGCCGGUGGUAUGCGACCUGGCAGCGGGCAGGGUGGCCACGGCCCUCUGCCCACUAUCAGCGUGACACCCCAUUCGCCCGCGAACAAAACCUACCCCGUGCUAGAGGACAGCCUGAGGCAGGUGAGGGACCUCUCCGAGACCGUACACCAGAUGCGACAUCAGUCCGCGUCACAAAGUUCCGGCGUGCCUUCAAUAAAAGCGAUACCCGUGUCGGCUUUGAACCCGUUCCUCACGCAGGUGGCCAGACUUAGCGCCAGCUGCCCAGCCCUUAACGAAGUCAUGACUGAACUGGAGACGUUGGGGGGAUCCCUGGGCUCUUCCCCGAUGCACCCGCCACUGAGCAGGAAGAAUAGCGGUGCCCAAGAUUGGCUCCGACAGCCAGACGCUAACAGACAAAGAAGAAGGUCUUGGACUGCUCUCGAAGAUCUUCGGGAGGGAAGAGAGAAGGUUAAGCAGAGAAGACAGAGGAGCGUUUCGCUCAGUAGUAUGGAAUCUGAAGCAGACGAGUCUAUAUGGGAGAAUGUGGACAAUAUAGAUGGCAGUACUGUUCGCCUUCUUGGGCCCGAGAGGCCAAUUCCCAUCAGACAUCGGGUAAACAGGACCUCUGGAGGAGGGGCAAGUACUCAUUCACUGAAUGAAGCGGACUUACAGAACGACUUCAACAAGGUGAAAGCCAAGAGGGAAGCGGAACAACUGAGGUUGUCGCCUCAGAGGCUGCCUCUGCAAAAAUCCAUUUCGACACCAUCAAUAAUAGCCGCGGGGGACCUUGUCGUCGAGCCGACCCUUGUGGGUGCCCAGCCGACGCUUCCUAUCUUGUUGUAUAGGGCCCGACCUAGCUGCACAGAGAGCGAGACAGAGGAAGAGAGCGUCCAAUUGGUGAGGGCUUCGUACAAUUCGCAUAUCAUACACAAAGUGGGCUACGACAGGCACUCGGAGAAAAGGAGGAAGAGAGGAAGUCUAUUCUUCAGGAAGAAGAAGGAUAAGAGCAAGAAACUGCACCAGUGGGUGUCUGCGUGCUACGGCUCGUCCCAAGUAUGUGAUUCAUGCAAUAAGGAACUCAGCAAUAAACCGGCCCUGUAUUGCGAAUGUUGUGGAACAACUGUCCACCAAAACACAUGCAAAGAUAAUAUAGUAGAAUGUACGAAACCGAAAGGAAUGAAGUCUUCAGGAAAAUUAGGAGCGUUUUCAGUGACUCUUCCCAACAAUAAAAACUCUAUGUCUAAACGAGGAUCAGGAACUCUUCCUGGGAUGUACAACUCGUCCAGUCAAAUUCUGAUGGGAGAUGAUAAGGAUAACGACCAUCAUGGGCAUCAUGAAUCAGUGAAUUAUCCGGAUGAUGUACCUUUAGUCCCAUUGGAAUUUUUAUCUGAUUCACCUUUGACGGCUUCAGAUUUGUGUAGUGACUAUAGUUUAGGAUUCAGCGACGCAGAACCAGAGUCUUGGAGCCAAUGUGUUGGUAGAGAAAUAACAAAAAAACUUAAGGAAAAAGAAAUAAAGAGACAAGAACAUAUAUAUGAAUUUAUAUUGACUGAAAAACACCACUGUAUGAUAUUGUUAGUGAUGCAAAAGAUAUUCGUUGAAGGUUUGCAAAAGCACUUUCAGCUAGGGCCGAAUCUUGAAAGAAUGUUUCCCCGACUGGCUGAUUUAAUUGAAUUACAUUUAGGAUUUUUGUCAAGAUUGAGGCAAAAGCAGAGGGAAGGGCCAAUAAUAAAUUCUAUCGCAGAUAUCUUAUUGGAUAUGUUUUCUGGUGCUUACGCUACUAAGUUGAAAUCAGCUUAUGGCGAGUUGUGUAGUAGACAUGGUUAUGCUCUAGAAAUCAACAAGUAUUAUAUGCAAAACGACCCAAGGUUUGGACAGUUCGUCAGACAUUGUCAACAGAACCCUUUGUUGAAAAAGAGAGGUAUCUCUGAAUGCAUUCUGUUUGUUACGCAUCGACUUACAAAGUACCCGCUGUUGAUUGAACCUCUGAUAAAAACUAGUAAAGACAAUAAGCCGGAACAAGAUACCCUACAAAAAUCUUUAGCUCUAGUUAAAGAGAUUCUAGUCGAAGUGAACGCUCAGGUGGCUGAAAAAGAACAAGAAGAUAGAAAAUUGGAAAUUUAUAACAGGAUCGAUGCUAAAUCUUAUACCAUUCAUCGAGGUCACAAGUUCAAGAAAUCAGAUAUUUUACAAGGCAAUCGUUCCCUUAAGUUCGAAGGUGUUGCUAUGUUGAUGCAAGGAAGAGGAAAGAUGCAAUUGGUUUUAGUUAUUGUGCUAUCAGAUGUGCUCUUUUUCCUUCAGGAAAAUUCGCAUAAGUACACAUUCUUCACUCCUGAUAAUAAAUAUCCUUUUCAGGCGGGUGUCGUAUCCCUUCAAAAAUUAUUGGUCAGGGAAAAAGCUGGCCAAGACUCUAGGGGCAUAUAUCUCAUUUCUUCAAAUCCUGCAGAACCUGAAAUGUUUGAAUUGAAAAUUCAUAAACCCAAAGAUAAACAGACUUGGAUUCAAGCUAUAAGAAAAGCGGUUCAAACAUGUCCAGAGGAUGAUGAGGAGGAACUGGCUUUGAGCUCAGAUGAAAAAUUGGUUCUGCUCCAUAAACAGAAUCAAAUCAAACACAUUGUAGGCUUAUUGAGGCAGAAAGAUGUAGAACAAGCACUGCUCUUGGAGGAAAAGAUGUCUCUUCAAUUGCGUUUAAUGGCUGUAGCAGGAUUAGAUCCACCUUCGCCUCCAUCUUAUAGGCAUCUAGUGAGUGAGACAGCUAACACAGAAAAAAUGUGGAAAGAGGUUCUUAUGGCAGUACAGGAAGUAACGCACCUAGCCAGUUCGCUUUACACCACUGGUACCAAUCUCUCGAGAAGUGUUAGUUCAGCAGGCGAACACCAUAGUGAUACAUAUGUAUCCCCGGUGCUUCCUAAAAGAGCGGAAACAUUCGGCGGAUUCGAUAAUUCCAAUCAAGUUGGUUUCAGACUGUUCAACAGGAAGUCCUGUUCUCCAGACGAUAAUUCCCCUAAGAAUGAAUUCGAGAAUUUGAAACCUCACGAUUCCAAACUAUUGGAGAGUCUACCCUUCAGGAAUUAUGUGAUGAGUGGUACCUCGAUUACAAACGGUAACUCGAACAAUAACGAGGUCAGUAUCGCCAAUCCCGCCCCUCCAACGGAUGCCAAUCUCCUAUCGCUAGGAAGAGAACAACAGUAUGCAGCCAUUCAAUUAUCCCAUUACGUUUAUACCUUGUUGUGUAUAAUUUCGCAACUUAUGACCACCAACGAGUGUCUGCAGGCCGAAGCAAUGGCAAUCAAGAACACUGACGGCUCGAAGCAAUACAAGCAUAAUCAGCAGCUGGAGGAGCUGAGAAAUUUGCAGGAUAAGUUGAGCAAGGAGAAAGCCGAGUGGGCUACUCAGAAAGAACAGGAGAUGCAGGAGAUGGAGGAAAAGAGGAAGGAACUUCAGAGAAUUCAAGAGCAAAUAAAAAUUGAGCAAAACGAUAUAAAGCAGCAGAGAGAGCAGCUCUAUAGGAAAAUGGAGAUUCUAACUAGUCAGGGCUUAUUGAUUUCUCCAAAUAUCGCUUUGCCUGUUACUGGACAAAUUGAUGACAGUAGUAAAGAAACUUCUGAAGAAAAUAGUCCACAGUCCGAUAGUUCAACUUCAAAUUCGAAUUCUCUAUCAGGUAGCACGUAUAGUACGUCAACAGUUGAGAGGAAAAAGGACUCAAAAUGGAACAAAGGAUCUUCCUCGAUGAAAUCUCAAUUACCAGUGAACCUGAUGAGUACCACGAAUCAGUACAAAGUUUCACAGAGUGCAGUUAAACAACAGUUACCUCUCAAAUUAGCUUCGCGGUUAAGUGCUGGAAGCAUAAAUACCGGAACAGGAAAUAGUCCAGUGGGGGUUCAGCAAGUCUUGCCAUUGAAACUCAGUCAACAUGAUGAAAAAGAGCGUAGAACAAGUACUUCUGGCUACCAGAGGCUGGGUUCGGAUAGCUUCAGUCCUACUUCUGGGGAAACGACUCCUACAUUACCACAUGCUCAUAGUAGAACUGGAUCUAGCCCGGCCCUCAUUCAGCAGUGUUCAUCUCCCACUGGCCAAAGUUCUCAGAGUAUACCACAGAGUCCAAGCAAUAAAGCAUCUCGCACUAACACGUAUCCGAAAUUCCCAGACAAAUUUCGGGUAAGAAGUAAUCAUCAGCAUCAUCAUCAACAACAACAGCAAAAUACAGAGGAGGAAGUAAUAUAUUUCUGACGAAAAAGAUGCAAAAAGCUUCUCCUCACAAUAAAACGCCUUUGGGUGCGUGUCGAUGUGUGAGAUGGUAAAAUAUAAAAAAAGUGCAAUAAGAAAAUUUAUCAGCUACCUUUAAAUGGAAAUAGAAAGAUAAUGUUUCAAUUUUUCAACAGAGCAUUUUCGUAACAAGGGGUUUAGAACUAAUUGUUUGACCUGUACAAACAAUUGUGAUAGACUCAAAGUAAGGUGAAA